AUGGCGAUGACCCAAUUAGGCCAAAAAGGGGUUCGAAACAACCCAGUUCAAGUCCGUGGGUCUGAAGAGAAAUUCUUGUGUUUGGGUGACAAAAUGGAUGCUGAGAAGAAAGCACUUGUCAAGUUCAAGGAAGGCGUAACAGAUCCUUCUGGCAGGCUUUCAUCAUGGCUGGAUAAACUUGAUAUAGCUUAUAAUCAACUAAGUGGCAGGGUGCCAAACUCAUUUAGAUUCAACAAAGAGUGCACUAUCGAAUUGACUACAAACAGAUUUCAGGGUCCUCUUCCACUUUGGUCAUCAAACAUUACCAUGUUGUAUCUAGGGGACAAUCAGUUUUCUGGGCCAAUUCCUCCUAACAUUGGUGAAGUAAUACCUUGGCUAUCAGAUUUAGAUGUCGCUGACAACUCUUUGAGUGGAAGCAUACCCUUGUCCAUUGGAAAUCUAACUGGAUUAAUGACAUUGGGUAUCUCCAACAAUGAAUUAUCUGGUCAGAUUCCUCAUUUCUGGGAAAAUAAGCAAUCCAUGUACAUUGUGGACAUGUCAAACAACAGUCUUUCAGGAACAAUACCAACAACAAUGAGCUAUCUAAGUUUUCUUCAAUUCCUAAUUUACAGGAAGCUUCCAGCUUGGAUAGGAGAAAGUAUGCACGAUUUGUUGAUCUUGCGCUUGCAGUCCAACUCCUUCAAUGGGAACAUUCCUCAUCAAUUUUGUGGGCUUUCCAAACUUCACAUAAUUGACAUGUCCCACAAUCAUCUCAUUGGUCAUAUUCCACAUUGUAUUGGGAAUCUCAAUGGCUUGAAAUCUGAAGGCAUAGAAGAAAGUCAAAUCCCAUCAAGCAUUGGGAAUUUUGAGUGGAUUGAAACUCUUGAUAUCUCCAUGAACCAAAUCUCUGGUCCAAUCCCACUUUCAAUGACUUGUUUAACACUUCUGAACCAUCUCAAUCUCUCAUACAAUAACUUGUUUGAAAAAAUCCCAACCACCAAUCAGUUUCUGACCCAUCAAUCUACCAAGGAAAUGCCGGUCUCUAUGGAAGACCCCUGUCAAUUGAAUGUCCUGACAAUGGCCAAAGAAAACCAGGAGGUGAUGAAGAAGACCGAGAUGGUGAUGGUGGAAGUAAACUUAAGAAACUAG
Molecule: messenger RNA, 1128 nt
Organism: Ziziphus jujuba (common jujube)
Lineage: Eukaryota; Viridiplantae; Streptophyta; Magnoliopsida; Rosales; Rhamnaceae
Product: receptor-like protein 43
Exons: 5
Coding region: 1-1128 (375 amino acids)
Molecular function (GO): protein binding
Source: RefSeq, a predicted model, not a curated record